Venturia canescens is the source of this 2869-nucleotide messenger RNA. Its product is annotated as pancreatic lipase-related protein 2. The record is from RefSeq and is a predicted model, not a curated record. Gene Ontology annotation, biological process: lipid catabolic process. Gene Ontology annotation, molecular function: lipase activity. The transcript is spliced from 6 exons. The coding region runs from base 665 to 1666 and encodes 333 amino acids. Lineage: Eukaryota; Metazoa; Arthropoda; Insecta; Hymenoptera; Ichneumonidae.
AAAUAACUGUUGCGUCUUUUUCCUUCUCCGCGUAGAACACACGUGAAGUUGUCAGUGAAAAAAAUGGAGGAAGAAUAAGUGCGAUAGAGAAAAGCUGUUGCUGUUACGUCUGAGCUCUUUGGCUGUAGUUAUUGCAGUAACACAUGACAAAAUACACUGAUCCAAGAAGCAUUGAUCACAGAAAACCAAUGCAUGAUCGACGGACUCGUUAGCUUGGACGUUUUUUUGAACCGUUUUACACUGUCAAAUUCUCACUGUACAUUUCAAGGAUCAAUUCGUUCAAUUAAAUUCACAACACUCAAUUUUAGGGUUAUAUCACCAUUGAAUCAAGCUUUUAUUGUUUUCAUCUCAACCCCACGAUACGACGAAAAUCGUUUUUUUUUCGUAUUAUACUUGAACUCGUAAAAGAUAUUCUAAUUCAUAGAAAUCUACAAUAAUGUUUUAUCGUAUAGGUUAUGAUUUUUUUUAACGAAAAAAAGUGUGUCAACGGUUUCAGUGAGUGUGCGAUCAUGAGAAACGAAAAUUCAUCUAUUUUUGAAGUUCACUCAUCAGUGUGGCAAUUCGAAAACCCCCGUGAUGUCUAACCAACGAAGAUGUGUGUAACGAAUAUCGAAUCAAAAUCAAAAUAUACUGUCUAAGAAAUAAUGAACGUACACAAAAAUUAAUGAAAACACUGCAGGAAGGCGAUGGCAGUGUAAAUUUGUCACUUUUCCCUGCCGGAACAUGUGCUUUGUGUUGUCCCAUCGAGUUGGACCGCGAUGUAGAAUAUCAACUUUAUACGAGACGCAACCCCCUGAGGCCGCAAAUUCUGAAGCCCUCGAAUCCCUGGAGUCUGAAAAGAAGCAACUUCGACAAGAACGUACCGACCGUGGUCUACAUUCACGGCUAUGGGGAAAGAGCUCCUGGACGAAGUUCGAUGGCGAUACGAGAUGCGUAUCUGAGACGAGGUCGUUACAACAUAAUCCUGGUUGAUUGGGGCAAAUUGUCGGCAUUGCCGUGGUACAUAACAGCGGUGGGUAACAGUAGAAGCGUGGGACCCCAUGUUGGCAAAAUGGUCAGAUGGCUGGAGUACCACGGAGCAGUACCCAUGUCGAAGCUUCAUGUCAUUGGUUUUAGUCUCGGGGCGGAGGUUGCAGGAUUCAUGGGCAAAUCUUUAGCACCUCGGAAGGUCGCACGUAUCACCGGAUUGGACGCUGCUUAUCCGUUGUACAUGAACACGGGGUCAAAGGGCCACUUGGCAGCGAGUGAUGCGACCUUCGUCGACGUGAUACACACCGACGGUGGGGUUUUUGGAUUUCUGCGACCUCUCGGUCACGCUGAUUUCUAUCCUAAUGGUGGUAGGCCAUUGCAGCCUGGCUGCACUCUCGACACGUUGAUCUCGAUGGGUGUGACGAGACUGUUGAAUCAGUACAUUGUUUGCGGACACAACAGAGCAUGGCGCUUCUACGCCGAGUCCGUUACCAAUCCUCACGGUUUUCCAGCGAGUCGUUGCUGGAAAUGGCCACCGGAUAGUCGAGCCAGCUGCACCUGGUCGCCGGUCGCUCUCAUGGGGCUCUCCACCGAUCCCAGAUUACGGGGAAUUUUUUAUUUGCGCACCAACGCGAGACCACCGUUCUCACGAAACUUUUCCGACUAUCCGAACACUAAAUUAUCCUUCGUUUAUUGAGUGACGUCACCCUUCGAAAAUCGUGUGCGCUUGUGUGGCAACGUGCUCCACUUUGUGUGACAGUUUUUUUAUGGACAAGGCAACGAUCCAAGGAACAAAAUGUCUGUCGAAAGAGGUGACAGAGUCAAGCUGCGAUCGAGCUCAAUUUCAUUUGUCUUGAAAUUUCUACACUUCCAAGAACUCGAAAGCGAUAAACACGAAGAAAAAAUCGCUCUCGAAAGUAACACGAUCAUCAAAAGCAUGACGAAACCACAGUUUUAACACGCCGACUGAAUAAAACGAUCACAGAGACGCUGAGCCUUUACUACCUGCUUCAAUUCGAUGUCGUCUUGCCACGGGAAUGACGAUAAAAGAAAAAAAUCAUCAAAUAUAUCGAUUAUAAAGAUCUGCCUCUCAACGAAAUUAAAUCGAGACCAGGCAGCGAUCACUCAUUGACUAAUCAUUGAAUUCCCAAUCGCGAUUGUGUGUGUCGAUUGUGCGAAAGGUCCAACGAGGCUGACAUUCGAAACUCCAAAAUUCCCGAGUCCAACUCGGCCAAGUUUUCGCUACCUUAACAGAAAAUUCAAUCUCACCUGCUCUAAUUGAACGUCACGUUUCAGUUCUCAAACUUUUCGCACUGCGUUCGUGAAACCCGCUACGUGAAAUGACUCGGAGAGUAUACAACAGUAAUUGAAAAAGAUCCUUAGAGCAGUCUUCCGUUUGAUUACGUGAUUAAACAUUCAUCCGAGCCCCGAGUACACUUGUUUCGAGAUUGCCAGUCAGGAAUAAAGGGAAAGGGGAUGAAAAAGCUGGCGAAAUUGGCAAAGCAAAGCAGGAAUACUUUGAAGUACAGAAUUAAAUGCCCCAUUGAAGUAUAUUUCGUAAAGCACUGUACUAUUCAGAUUUAUCCUGAAAACACAACUUUCUCCCGGACACUUAGCAGUCGGAGGUAUUCUCCCAUCACAGUGGGGAAAAAUAUUUAUUCACCCUCUUUCGCUUUUCAGCAGAAUUAUUUCGCAGCUCACGAAGAAAAUUUCAUUGCGCCCUGCCCGGUCGCUGGGAAUCGAUCGGAAUUUUUUUUCCAUCGCGAUUCUCUUUCGUAAUAUUUGACAAAAUAAUAAUAUGCUGGGACAAGAGUGAAUUUAUUCUCGGAAUAAAAAGAAUUAUUCAAACUUGAUCGAUCAAAAGAAAGUUCGCAUUCGCAGAACUCUUCUGUUUUUAUUA